CUUGUGGGGACGCAUAGCUCUCCAUUUUAACCACCAACCACAACCUGCUAAAAAUACCAAGAUGGGAGAUAAAAAGGAUUUGGAGGGCGGCGACCCUGGGAUGGUAGGUCGGCAGUCCAUGAAGCUGCCGACCUUGCCAAAAGCUCUCACACUGGAAGAGAAGAAAUAUCUGCUCGCCGUGGAGAGAGGGGACAUGGCAAAUGUCAGAAAGAUUCUCCAAAAAGCCAUACGCCUAAAGGACCAGGGUAUAGACAUAAACUGCGUGGAUGCCCUCGGCCGUGGAGCCCUGACCCUGGCGAUCGAUGGAGAGAACAUGGAGAUGCUGGAACUGCUCGUGGUGAUGGGGGUGCAGACCAAGGAUGCCCUCCUGCAGGCCAUCAAUGCUGAAUUCGUGGAAGCUGUGGAACUUCUGCUGGAACAUGAGGAGUUGAUACAUAAGGAUCCCGGACUGCAUAGCUGGCAGAAAGUGGAAUUGGACACGGCGACCUUCUCCCCUGACGUCACCCCCCUGAUGCUGGCAGCGCACAAGAACAACUACGAAAUCAUCAAGAUCCUGCUCGACCGCGGGGCCACCCUGCCCGAUCCACAUGAUGUUAGGUGUGGCUGCGACACUUGUGUGCGGCUUUCAACGGAAGAUUCCCUCAGAUACUCAAUGGCUCGACUGAACGCGUAUAGGGCGUUGUCAUCACCAUCACUCAUCGCACUAUCAGCCACUGAUCCCAUCCUUACCGCCUUCCAGCUGUCUUGGGAGCUUAGGACAUUGGCUUUUGCUGAACAGGAAAGUAAAAACGAGUACCUUGAGCUUCGGCGUCGAGUGCAGAAGUUCGCAGUCGACCUGCUGGACCAGACCCGAGGCUCGCAUGAGCUGGCCAUCAUACUGAACCACGACCCCGAGGCGCCGCCCUUUGAAGACGGCGACCCUAUGAAGCUAGCCAGAUUGGAACUGGCCAUCGACUUCAAGCAGAAAAAGUUCGUCGCCCAUCCCAACAUCCAACAAUUGCUGGCCGCAAUCUGGUACGAAGGCGUCCCAGGGUUCCGUAGAAAGAGUCCCAUGGAGAAGUUCAUGAUAAUACUGCGAGUCGCCAUGAUGUUCCCGUUUUACUGCACAAUGUACAUGAUCGCUCCGAACUGUGCCACUGGCAGGCUGAUGAGGAAACCGUUUAUGAAGUUUCUGAUACACGCGUCGAGUUAUUUGUUCUUUUUGUUUAUUCUGAUCCUGGUGUCUUUAAGAGCAGAAGUGGAGGUGAUACAAUUAUUCGGAACUGAGAAUAUGGUAAAGCAAUUACAAUUGGAACUUAAGAAGCAAAGAGGCAAUGGACCGACCUAUUUAGAGAUGGUCGUUGCUUUUUAUGUUCUAGGCUUUAUUUGGGAAGAAACACAAGAAAUAUACGUCCAAGGCAUCCGCUCCUACCUUCGAAACAUGUGGAACUUUAUCGACUUCACUCGCAACUUCCUCUACGUCAUGGUCGCCUUCCUGAGGUUCGCGGCCUACAUCCAGCAAGCGGCGGAAAUAUCCAAGAACCCGCAGACCAGGUUCAUCCCCAGGGAGAACUGGGAUGCCUUCGAUCCUCAGCUGAUAGCAGAAGGAUUGUUUGCAGCGGCUAAUAUAUUUAGUGCCCUGAAGCUGGUGCAUCUGUUCUCAAUCAACCCUCAUCUGGGCCCGCUGCAGAUAUCUCUCGGCCGAAUGGUCAUAGACAUCGUCAAGUUCUUCUUCAUCUACAGUUUAGUGCUCUUCGCUUUUGCUUGUGGUCUGAACCAAUUGCUUUGGUACUUUGCCGACUUGGAAAAAAGCAAGUGUUAUGUACUGCCGGGUGGUUUGCCUGACUGGGACAAUGCGGGCGAUUCCUGCAUGAAGUGGCGUAGCUUUGGGAACGUAUUCGAAGCUUCGCAAUCACUCUUCUGGGCGUCCUUCGGCAUGGUCGGUCUAGAGAACUUUGAGCUGGCCGGCAUCAAGAGCUACACGCGUUUCUGGGGCCUCCUCAUGUUCGGGUCAUACUCUGUGAUCAACGUGAUCGUGCUGCUGAACCUCCUCAUUGCUAUGAUGUCCAACUCUUAUGCUAUGAUCGAGCAACAUUCGGAUGUCGAAUGGAAGUUCGCUCGCACCCGCCUCUGGAUGAGCUACUUCGAGGACAGCGCCACUCUUCCUCCUCCGUUCAACAUCUUGCCGACUCCCAAAAACAUCAUGAAGAUGCUGGGCAUGAGGAAGAAAGAACAAGUGGAGACUUUCAAGGAGCAGGAACAGAAAGAAAGAGACGAUGUGCGGUACACUGCAGUUAUGCGUGCUCUGGUAUGGCGUUACGUCUCCGCAAUGCACAGGAAAAUGGAUGACGAUCCAGUCACAGAAGAUGACAUCAACGAGCUAAAGGGAGAUGUAUCAGCGUUGAGAUACGAACUGCUUGAAGUAUUUGAGAGGAACGGCAUGGACGUGUCCUUCACUGAUAGGAAGGAGAAGGCGGUACUCGCCAAACGCAUGAAGGUUUGGGAGCGUCGAUUGAUGAAGGACUUCCACGUAGCGCCAGUAUCGACUGUGGAGGAAGAUGGUAGACCAGUACACGAGGACAGUCUGUCUAGGUUCAGGAGAAUUGCCAGGAUGGCUGCCGCGGCCGCUAAGGGAUCCAAGUGGGAUCAGACAUUAGCUGCUACAGGAAUAUCGUCUCAAAUCGGCCGUUGUCGGUCUCGACAGUCGUUUAAGAACCAGCAGAAUCUGCAACGCGCUAUUGACGAAGCUAAACGAUUGGUCCUACGAACACCCAUUCCUGAAUCACGAUCAACAACUCCGACAGACAUGCCAGAAUCGCACGGACAAUCUAUCCUGGAACUGAUCAAGGAUAUUUCCUCAGAAAUCAAGGAUAACCACUAUUCAAGUGCUAGUAUGCCGAGGACACCAGUUAAUGUUGGAGCAGGAUCCAGUGGUUUGCCCAUAAUCAAAUUAGUAUCACCAAGUGGGAAUAGCACCAAUGCUGUAUUAGCUAACCUUCGACCGGUAUCUCCGUUACCACCAAAAGAUACAAUAUCUCGGCCUCAAAGUCCAUCAAAUCUAAGACCUGCAAGUCCUUGUGGUAUCGAUAAAAUGCAACCAGAACCAAGCCCAUUGAAAUCAAAUCGUGUUCAAGGCAUUACACCACCAAAGGUCGUAAAAAAGAAAGCCCCGGCACCUAUUCCAGGGGAUAACAACGUUACUGAAUCGAAGCCCCAAGGUGAAAAGUCGGCAGACACGAUAGCAGUAGCGAGGCCUGUGGCUCCUGACAUCAAACCUUCAGAAGACGCCUUGCCUCCACCACCACCAUAUUCCAAAAAUAAGCCACCAACGGAUAUGCAACCAUGUCCGCCCAACAGGACGCCAGCUAAGAUGCCAAGAUCGAGGUCACCCUCCGCCAGUACUGUUCUAGAUCAGACGAAUGCAAAUUCCACGCCAUCCCAUCUAGUAUCUUCACUAAGCACAGAACAAUUGAUUCAACCACCUUCCAUAGAUCCGACUAACGGGCAGAGCAUUCAAGACGUCAGGACAAUAAAACGACAGCCUAAGACGGGUUGGCUCUAAUAUUAAUUUAGUUUGAGGCCAUUUUUAGUUUAGUUCGUCAACCAAACAAGUUUCAUUGCCCUUAUGUUAGAGAUACAAAAAAUAAGCAAAAUUGUUGUUUUUAGAUACAUAUUUAUUGCGUGAAACUUCUAGUAAUUUCUACUAGUAUGCAAUUUCUUUCGUAACAGCGAAAUUUUCGGAAUUUACUAAACAUUUUUUUUUUAACUACAAUUAUCGAAGUUUACCGAUAAUACAUUCAUUACAGCUUGAUAAUUAUGGUUAUUCUAAUAUAGUUGGAAUAUAGAUUUCUGUUUUUAUUAAGAUUAUUAUUUUUAUCUAACUACAACACUGUUAACGCAAUAUCUAAAAUUAUUUAUUAUUUAUCUUCAAUGAAAAUAUUUUUAUGUAAUCUUUAACUUGUAAUUAUUUUUGUAACUAGAUCUAAGGUAUUUAUUGAAGCUAGUAUUUAUAGUAGAUCUUAUAUUUUUAACUGAAAUAUUAGAUAAUUAUAAAAUGUAAGGAUAUCCUUGUCAGUCCGUCCAUUACCUCAGUGUUAAAUAAAUAUAUUUAUUUAUAAGACUUUGAUACAAUAUUCUUAUACUUGUGUAAUAAGGGACCAUACAGUUUUAAGAUAUUAUUAUUUCUAAUACUUAUUAGUAGGUACAUUCAGAUAUAAAGCGAUACCUAAGUGUCAGGAGUAUAACCAUAGGUUUAGAAUAAGAAAUGAUUUGGAAUCACAUAUUGAACUAAUGCGACAGAAGUAGUAUCGUAUAUUUGACAGAUUUCUCGGUUUUAUGUUACAACGAAAUGUUGAAGAUUCCACUAUAAACUAAAUACUUACUUUGAUAUAAGAUAUAUAAUAUGUAUUUAUAAUUAAUUAUUGUUGUUAUUGUAAUUACCAAUAAUAAUUUGUAAACAUUAUAAAUUUGAAUUAUAGUGAUGUUAUUAUUAAUUUUAAUAUAUUAUAUCUAUAUUUGUUAGUUGUAAACUGCCUUGUAUUUCUUAAUGAUUUAUUAAUUGUAGCUUUGUUUAUUAUUACUACUUUACUUGUUAUUUUGUCUAUUUACCUGUGGCUAAUAUUAUUUUCAUUGGAUAUUUGAUUUAUAAUAAAUAUUAUUUUGAAUUACAAAUAAAUAACUUCGAUUGGAAA
Maniola jurtina (meadow brown) is the source of this 4670-nucleotide messenger RNA. RefSeq names its product transient-receptor-potential-like protein (gene trpl). Bases 62 to 3541 code for a protein of 1159 amino acids. Lineage: Eukaryota; Metazoa; Arthropoda; Insecta; Lepidoptera; Nymphalidae. Gene Ontology annotation, molecular function: protein binding; inositol 1,4,5 trisphosphate binding; store-operated calcium channel activity. Gene Ontology annotation, cellular component: cation channel complex; membrane. The transcript has 23 exons. The record is from RefSeq and is a predicted model, not a curated record. Gene Ontology annotation, biological process: regulation of cytosolic calcium ion concentration; manganese ion transport; calcium ion transmembrane transport.